Molecule: messenger RNA, 1707 nt
Organism: Hypoxylon trugodes
Lineage: Eukaryota; Fungi; Ascomycota; Sordariomycetes; Xylariales; Hypoxylaceae
Exons: 2
Coding region: 1-1707 (568 amino acids)
Biological process (GO): proteolysis
Cellular component (GO): extracellular matrix
Molecular function (GO): zinc ion binding; metalloendopeptidase activity
Source: RefSeq, a predicted model, not a curated record
AUGACAGCCACCGUCACUAAUCUGCAAAAUGAAACUUUUUACAAUUUCAAGACGACUUUGGGGGCUUUUAACUAUGAUGAAGGAUCUAGCAUCGGAUCGGGAUGGUGUAAGCAGGGUGAAUUACCGGAUCUGGCAGACGACCUAUUUAGGGGGAAGGAUGGGGAUAAUUCCUACCAUAAGAAAAAUACGGUUGAUUGGGAAAUCGAUUUUUAUGAUGAUUUUUCGGGUUCGGGAGAUUCCCCCACGGCUUCACAUCGGUCUAUGUACAGAUGCCUCGCGGAUGUUGACGAUGAUGGGGGACGAAGGAUUCUCACAGGGGUUCCGGAGCGCUACCUAAAUUCCAAGCCUUGCAAGGGUAGGCUUGAAUAUAGGAACAUAUCCACAUUAACUCCGCCGUGGGGGUUUCACUCUGGAGAUAACUCGCAGUUUUGUAUACCCACGCCGUCCAAAAGCAAUACCUCUUCUCGAAAGCCCGCGGUAGACGAUGUAUCAACCUCAAUCGCUGCCGAAAGCUACGAUAGUGGACCGCCGUCGCCUGGCUAUGACAAACCUAGAGGCAAAGGUGGAGGUCUUUUGACAACACAGGCCCCUGUGUACGACAGAGUCCUUGUAUCAGACGGCCAAGCUUUUUUGGAAAAAGAUGCCGCAAGGGAGCUUCAAAACCAAAAUCAGCUAUUUGAAUCUAUAUUAAAUAACGGAAUCUCGUCGGGGCAGGAUAUUGACGGGUUGAAGAUUGGGCCCCAGGCCAAGGAAGAUUCGUCGGAUCUCAUGAAGGCUAACGCUAAGUCUGGAUUGGCAAUUGCUAAAGUAGAAGUAAUACCUGGACGUGCCCCUGCCUCUACGAGGGAGCCAAGAACACCCUCUUACCGCUGUGCGACACAGUCGAGAUCUAUCAGCAGUGUGUUCGUCAACGUCAGGGAUCAGGGCUGCAUCCACCGGUGGGCACCGGGGUCCAUAAUCACAUACAAUGUGAAUUAUCGGAGUUUCUUCACUCCUUCCGACGCAACGCAUGCUAUCAAGUGCAUCGAGGAAGCAGCCAAGUUAUGGAAUGAAAGACUUAAGCCAAAGGCUGUACAGUUUCAGAGGGUUCCGGACGAUAAGCCAGCUGUGUUCCAAGUCAUGUUCGAACGCUGGAGCCCAGGCAAACAAUCAGAGCUAGCGAGAGCAUUCUUUCCAGGAGACGUGCCUGAAGAACAGUUUUUGAAGGUAUACUCGCCGUCUUUCAACAAGGAAGAGGGGAACUAUGACUACUUGGCGAAUGUUUUCUGCCACGAACUUGGUCACGUUCUUGGUCUACGACAUGAAUUCGCUCAAGCAUCCCCUGAGGAGAAACAAGAACCGUCGCUACUGUUGGGGGAACGUAAUAGGCUAUCGAUCAUGAACUAUCACGACCACCCAAGGAUGAUGCAGAUACAGGAGUCUGAUGGCGACGGUGUGAGGCGACUCUACGAGGCUCGGGGUAAUGACUUCAACGGACAUAGGAUCAUCGACGAAACUCCGAGACAUUUUACGCCACCGUCGUGGUGGGCUGGCGGCGCCGUUUCCCCGCUCCCCGGCCCUCACCAGAGUUCUUCUCUACUUUGUAGCUCAAAGGCAUUCUCGACGAAGGUAACAAGCCGGCAGAAAGCGGCAUUUGGUGGGAAUGGAGUUAUGUGUAUGUGCCAGUGUCUGGCUCAACAGACACAAGUCACAUCGGUUUAUUCAUGA